Molecule: messenger RNA, 3498 nt
Organism: Mycotypha africana
Lineage: Eukaryota; Fungi; Mucoromycota; Mucoromycetes; Mucorales; Mycotyphaceae
Exons: 20
Coding region: 43-3279 (1078 amino acids)
Biological process (GO): rRNA catabolic process
Cellular component (GO): cytoplasmic exosome (RNase complex)
Molecular function (GO): RNA binding; 3'-5'-RNA exonuclease activity
Source: RefSeq, a predicted model, not a curated record
CCUUUUUUUGCAUAAAUUGAAAAAAUAAAAAAAACAACAGAAAUGGCGCUCAAGACGGAUCGCGCCUUUUAUAAGAAAACAAGAUCCAAUGCGAUCAUAAAGCUAGUGAGAGAACAAUAUCUACGCAGUGACGUACCUUGUUUAUCUGAAAACUGCUCAUCUCACUGUCAAAAUGAAGGAUAUCGAACUUUAUUAAGUGCCAAUGCAGACCAUUAUAUUAUACCUGACAUAUCGGUUAUAAUGAGAUAUCUUGAGGUUCUCGAGCAAGAGGAAGUUACUGGAAUAAUUUUAAGUCAGACUGUUACGAUUAAUCUUCAACAACAUGAUAAAACAAGAACCUAUCGUAAAUUACGUCAAAUUGUCAACGAUCCCAGAAAGAAGAGUAUUUUAUUUUAUAAUGAAGUCUUUGAGAAAACCAAAGUGUUACGGAAACCCGAUGAAACAAGUGUCCAGCGUGACUGGAGAGCAUUCUGUCGAUUGGCUCAAUGGUACAAUAAACACUUACAUCACGCAAAUAAGAAAAUCAUAUUACUUUCUGAACUGCCUCAACAUCAUCAGGAGGUCGCAACAACACUGACAGAUGUGAUUGUUAUGACAACUAAGCAAUAUGUGGACUUUUAUCAUAAAGAUAAUCAAUUACUACAAAACUUAGUACAGGUUCUGGCCGACGUUAGUCUGGAGGAUAAUGACGAAGGACGAAUUAGGAUGCAUGGAUCGGCACAUUCAUCAGCAACAAGUGCUAAGGGCAAUAAUGCUACAGCAGUCUCCGGCUAUUCUGAAUACAAGCCCCUGGAAGAGCUGGAAGCCGGCAUCAAAUCAAACCGUUAUUUUUCGGGAACAUUGCGUUGUAAAAAGGACAAUCGAGAUCAAGCUUAUGUGAGUGGCGGUGCACAGCUUGGUAAAGAUAUCCUUAUCGUUGGAAAUGAAAACAGGAACCGAGCAGUUCACGGAGAUAUCGUAGUUGUGGAACUCUUGAGUGAAAGUAAUUGGGCUUCACCAUCUAACGAAAUCUCGUUUGAAAGCGGUUAUAUUGAAGAUGAGAUUGAAGAAGAGAAAUUUAUAGUGAAUUCUGUACCAAACAAUCAACCCACCGGACGAGUAGUGGGUAUUCUAAAUCGUAAUUGGAGAUCCUAUGUGGCUACUCUCCAAGAAGACAGUUCCACGGAAGGAGGCUCUAUUCACUUAGUUAUUCCUCUUGAUCCAGUUAUUCCUAAAAUUAGAAUUCGGUAUCACGAUGUCAAACUGAUCGAAAACCAACGUAUUGUUGUUCGUAUAGAUAAUUGGCCAAUUUCUUCGCAAUAUCCUAAUGGUCACUUUGUAAGAUCAUUGGGCCCUAUACAUCAGUUAGAUACAGAGAUAUCCGCAAUUCUCGUAGAACACUCCAUUUCCGUAUCGCAAUCAACUCAAGGCUUCAGUCAAAUGUCUUUGAAAGAAAUGCCAAUCGAUACUCCCGAUGAACCUUGGAAACCAGAAAAGGACGAAAUUAGUAAACGCCGUGAUUUAAGGGAUCAGAUUAUUUUCAGCAUCGAUCCUCCAAACUGUCAGGAUAUUGAUGAUGCCCUUUCCAUACGAGAGUUACCUGGUGGGAAUAUUGAACUAGGUGUUCAUAUCGCAGACGUUAGUUAUUUUGUAAAGGAAAACUACAUGACGGAUUUGGAAGCGAGAUCACGUGGAACAACAGUGUACUUGGCAGAUAGACGAUUUGAUAUGCUCCCUUCUGUACUUAGUGAACGCGUUUGUUCAUUAAGACACAAGGUAGAUCGUUAUGCAGUAUCUGUAAUAUGGACUAUGGAUAAAAACUAUCACAUUCGUCAGACAUGGUUUGGUAGGACCAUCAUAAGAUCAAGUUGCGAAAUGGAAUACGAUCAGGCACAACAAUUACUAGAUGGUAAAGAAGUUGCUGUAGGCUUAGAUGCAUCUCUGUGCAAAAAGUUGAAACCUUGCAUUCUAAAUCUAGCACGAGUCCUUCGAGUCAUCAGAGAAAGACGUUUAGCAAAGGGCGCCCUUGAACUAGAAGGAUCAGAAAUCAAAUUCAAGAUAACAGAACAGCAUGAAGUGACUGAAAUUAUUCCCAAAGAAGGUAAAGAGAUUCAUGGGUUAGUAGCCGAAGCAAUGAUUUUAGCCAAUGCAUCGGUUGGUAAACGUAUCUAUGAAAGUUUCAAAGAUGCAGCCAUUCUCAGACAUCACCCACCUCCUACACCUGGACAAUUUGAGCGAUUAGUGAAAGCUGCUGGAGUGAGGGGAUUUUCAAUCGACUUCUCGUCAAACAAGGCUCUAGCUGAAUCUUUAGAGAGGAUUACGAACGGUUGCAAAGAUGACCCUGAAAUUGCCAAGUUGAUAAAGUCGAUGGCAACCAUUGCUAUGAAUGAAGCAAACUAUAUUUCUUCGGGCCAUUUUUCUGUCGAUCAGUAUUACCAUUAUGGUCUUGCUUUAGACUUUUAUACCCAUUUUACUUCGCCAAUCCGUAGAUAUGCAGAUAUCAUUGCGCACAGACAGCUUCUUAUGUGCGUUGAAGAUCCGACAGCUAUAAAAGAUAGGGAAGAAAGAAGUACCAUCAUGUUAAAAGAUGCUGCUAUCACUGAAAUUUGCGAGAACUUGAAUCUUAAGUCAAGAGAAUCAAAAUUUGCCCAAAGGGACUCGACAGAAUUAUUCCAAAGUCUAUUUGUUUUGCAACAUACAUCCAAUGAAGAUACACUUAUUGAAAGAGGCGUCAUUUCAGAAAUUCGUUCAAACGGCUUUUACGUAUUCGUGCCAAGGCUUGGACUGAAAGGGCCCGUGUAUUUGAAGGAUAAAGACGGUAAGACGACUGUACCUUUGUCUCUCAUUUCUGGAAAGCAAACGAAAGAUGAGGAAUCUUAUAUACCCGACUGCGAUAUUGAAGUCAAUAUGCCCACCGAUAUUAAGGUGAUGUCAAGCAACCUACCAUAUCCUAUUCAAUUUAACAUUUUUGAUAAUGUCAGAGUCUCCCUCAAACUUCGUAUGUCGCAUGCUCAUCGCCACAUGGUUUAUAUGACAUUGGUUGAUAUAGAACAUGUCCAAAUCAACAAUGGUGAUAAGAAAGCAGCAACAGCAAUAACGAACAAUAUCACUCGUUUGACAAAUAAGGAUAUGCUUCAUGCUAUUGCUGAUAAAGAAGUGGAAUCUACAACUGCACAUAAGGACUCAUCAGCCAAUAAUAAGAAAAAAAAGAAAAAAUCUAGUUCAAUGUACGAUCUUUUGGAAAGAUUUAGAAAGAUGUCUGUAAUAGAGUAUAACUCCUCUGAUAUUACAAGUUCAUAAUUAUAUGCUAAGCAUAGAAGACACUAUUAGAUAUAUUAUAGAUCGCUGUAAAGAAAAUAUAAUAUUCUUCAUCAAAUGAAUAUAAUUGUUAUUGCUUAAUUUGACAUCCCUUUCAUCAUGUUACUGUUCGUUUGUAACUCCCACUCUCGGACUCAACAUGCUUAUACAUGAUUCACACUUUAAAAUGUACUUUCUGUCGAUUAUUAUCAAGUUAUAGUU